Cercospora beticola is the source of this 1589-nucleotide messenger RNA. Its product is annotated as RNA-binding protein. Gene Ontology annotation, molecular function: nucleic acid binding. Lineage: Eukaryota; Fungi; Ascomycota; Dothideomycetes; Mycosphaerellales; Mycosphaerellaceae. The record is from RefSeq and is a predicted model, not a curated record.
CACGCGGCGUCACAGCUCACUCGUCUUCCCUGGGAACUUCUCCCAAUGCGUUCCGCGCAGCCUGACGUCCCACAUAUCGCAUCCAGGCAUCGCCAUUCUUCGGCCCAUACUACUUGAGCAUCGCCACGAUGGCCGACUACGAUAAAAUGAAGGUGCCGGAGCUGGAGGAGCUGGUCAAAGAACGUGGCAUCGCAGCCGAAGGGCUCAAAUCAAAGAAACAUUACGUGGAUGCGCUUAUUGCGGAUGAUGCACAGGAUGGAGCAGAGAAGACGGAGGACCGAGAAGGAGACGGACAUAGCAAUGGCAAUGGCGAUGCACAGGAUGAGGUGAUGGGCAGUGACACUGAAGGCACGAACAAGAGGAAAAGGCGGAGCCCAACACCUCCCGUCAGCGAUGAGAGCGUGAACAAGAAAUUAAAGACUGCAGAUGCAGCCACAAUUUCUGAGGAUGCGCCCGCAGCCGUGGACGAGGAAAGUGCUACGACGUUGCAGCCGUACGGCAGCAGCGACGAUGUGAUGCAAGUCGAUAGCCGACAACGACAACAACCGGAGCAGGAUGAAGCGAUGGAAGAUGCUGCUGUCUCUGCAUCAAGGCAUGAGGCAACCCGUGCACUUUACAUUCGCGAGCUUGUCCGCCCGCUACAACCGAAUGCACUGCGAGAACACCUCCGCGAAAUCGCAUCUCCGCCUGGCGCGACCUCUGCAUCCGCCGCCGAGAUCGUGGAACUCUUCCAUCUCGACAAGCUGCGGACACACGCUUUGGUGGUAUUCGACUCAAUAUCUGCAGCUUCGCGCGCGCGAUCAGCUCUUCAUGAGCACAUCUGGCCGAACGAGCCUUCAAUGCGGAAGCCACUAUGGGUAGACUUUGUGCCUGAGGAGAAGGUGCAAGACUGGAUAGACACGGAGACAGAGCGACCCGAUACAAAGUGGGAGAUUGUUUACGAAAGCGUUGACACACACUCGCCUGUCACGGCCACAUUACAGGAAGUUGGUGCUGGCCGCAGAGAAAGUUUCAACGGCGGCAACACACGACCUACAGUGUCUGGCUCACAAGACGCUCCUCCCAGUCCCCAGCAGGAGCAGCCUGCACAAAGCAAAUCUUUCGACACCCUCGACUCCCGGUACAAAUUCACCCAAUGCAAACCGAAGAUCUACUAUCAGCCCGUGGCGCGAGAGCUUUCGGACAGCAGGCAGCAGACACUAACAUCGGGAACGAGCGGUGAUUGGGAGGAUCGAAUGUCGGACCCAUCUUUGUAUGGCGAAGGAGAGCUCAGAAGGUACACCUUUGAGGAUGGCGACAAGCUCGUCGAUGGUGGUGCAGACUUCGGACUUUUCGGUCGAAAGUCCACGCGUGGCGGUAGAGGUGGCGGAGAAUACAGAGGUGGUAGGGGCAGAGGUCGUGGUGAGUACAGAGGCGGCGGCGGCGACUACCGUGGCGGUGGUGGUGAUUACUAUCGCGGUUCAAGCUCUGGCGGCAGGCGUCCUUACUAGGAGACUGAGCGCUUCGACCAAAAUGACAAGAAUUCAACGAAGGAUCACUCCAAUGGAAAAUGGGAAGAUGGUCUUGACUCCGGGAAAUGGAGCGAUGCU